Messenger RNA from Melampsora larici-populina 98AG31, 1503 nucleotides. RefSeq lists its product as uncharacterized. The record is from RefSeq and is a predicted model, not a curated record. Lineage: Eukaryota; Fungi; Basidiomycota; Pucciniomycetes; Pucciniales; Melampsoraceae. The transcript is spliced from 4 exons. Bases 1 to 1503 code for a protein of 500 amino acids.
AUGAGUUCUCAUAUUACUAGUACACAACUUACUCCCGCUGCCUCCAAUGGUCAAGGAAAGAAACGACGCCUUGAGGAAGAAGAUCAACAAACUCCAGAUCAAAAUGAUCAUCCCGACGAUAGAGAUUCAUCAGAUGAUGAAAGCACUGAUGGUGAUCUUACACAAGAAGAUAUCCUACGUCGUAAGAAAAGGAAAGCCGCGAAUCUGAAGGUGCUUACUCAGAUCAGACACCGAGAUGAAGGCAUUGGCAAAAUAGCUGGAUCACACCCUAUUCCGAAAGCAGCAACUCCUCUGGCGAGAGCGAUUCAAGAAUUCGCUCGCAUGCUCAUGGGGAUUCCGCGCAAGGCCAGGGGAUCUUCGGCUUUGGAAGAUGCUGCAGUUCAAAAGCUACCGGACCCUCCUUCUGAAACUGAACGACAUGAUUGGGAAACACGAAGACAAAGACGAGAAAACUAUAUUCGAGAAGCGCAGGAGAAAGCCAUGGAAAAAUACCUUUCGAAAAAACCGGGCGGCUUCAAACCCAACCAAAAGCAGAAGAAGAUGGUAGAAAAGGACGCAGCAGAAAGCGCUACUCUCAAAAAGCCCAUGCAACCUGUCAUCUUCAAGUCGCGUGUGUUGCACAAUACUCGUACUCGAUACCCACACCAUUUCAUAACUCAGUGUGAGGCAACCUUAGCUAUGGCAGGUUUUCCUCGGUGUACCUUUGAUUGGGAGGCAUCAUACGAUACCCCUUGGAAUUCCGCAACCUCGACAAUUCUAUUGUCUCAUUGGCUUAAAGCCUACGAAGCCAACGAUGCGAGUAAGUUUGGUAUCACUGUCAAGGAUAAUACCCCGUCCAACCGCGAAGAAGUUCUCCGACGCUGGGUUUUCAACAAGGGUACAGAUUAUCGUGAACAAACUCGAAAUUGCAAGCUGAUGGAGACUCCAGCGGGUCAGAGGAUACUUAGUGAUAACAUCACCAUCGCUCAAACUGCGACAAGCAAGAGACGUAACAGAUCCAAGAUAUACGAAGCAAGACUGGAAAAUGCUAUCAGAUUGUUUGGGGAAGACUCACCAGAGGUUGAGAUGUUAUCUCACCAUGACAUUCAUUCCGACGAUGAACUCAUCACGACGAAUUCGUGCGGCACUCGUCAGAAGUUAAGGCUCGAAUGGCGAAGUUCGGAAUUGGAUACAUUGAUUAGUUUGCUCGACCAGGCCCAUUGGAAGCGCAGGAGAAUCCCAAAAGACAUCAGAAACGCAAAAAGAACGGUCGAAAGAGGUGUAUACGCACCUGUCCCCGAUCAAGAUCGUUUCCCGCCCAAAGGCUUUCAAUUGUCUCUCAUCUCGCCAAACUGGUACGACCUGCAAGAAGGGUUGAUCAUAGAGGAAUUGAAUUUGAAUGAGAGAAAUCCCGUAAACAUAAGAAGCGCUAUCGAAGAUGUCAUGAGAUCUUUUAUGUCUCGUGCCAAUUUGGCUGCUCAAGAACUAGGGGGGACUGGGUCUAGCUCAAUGAUGAACGCUUGA